AGCAGCCGGAAACGAAGGCCUAUAUGAUGCCUUGCUGUGGCUUGAAGGCUUGAGCUCCUAUUUAUUCAAAGCACAGCAAAGGAGAUUGUUCUCCCUUUUUGUAAUAAUUUUGAGACUUCUAUUUCAAUAAGACGAACACCAACAAAAGGAAAAAAGAGAAAAAUAAAACUUCAAUCUUGGCGGGAAAGCUUAACGUAUUGUAUUGUAUCAAUGGCGGAUCAUCAUCCGACACUUGGUCCAUCAAGUUUCUGGGCUCAGGCCAACGCUCUUCUCAGAAAGAACUUAACUUUCCAGAAAAGGAACAUGUGGACAAAUAUUCGGCUGAUUUCCUUCCCACUUUUUUUCUGUAUACUGUUUGUUUUGUUGCAAAUAUUGGUGGACAGUCAACUAAACAAUGCGGAUAAUCGCUGUGGGUGUGCUUGUGUUGAAGCAAGUGGAAAUGGUCAAUGCCAGAGGAGAGAAUGUGGGUUACAGUACUCAACAAUGGAUCAAGCAUCGAGUUGUCCAAUUCCUAACCCUCCAGGAUGGCCUGCACUUUUACAAAUUCCAGGGCCAAACUAUCGUGCAGUGAGAACUGAUUUAUUUAUAUCUGCAGACCUGCCAAAUGAGUCUUGCAGGAGCACGGGGUCUUGUCCUGCAACUACAUUUUUCACAGGAAAUAAUCAAUCGCUUGGAGAAAUUUUGACGGGGAGUAUGUUCUCAACUUCUUUCAAUACAAAUUCCUCUGAUCUUUUAGGCAGUUUGGCCACCAAUGUCCUGGGUACAGAAACAUAUCCUGAGGGUUACAAUUAUAUUGAUCCUGCUUUUGCUUCGGCUCUUCCCAUUUAUAACAUUCAAAGCCAGUGCUCAUCGAACUCAACAUCUUCUGUUCUCAUCAAUCAACCAUCCAUAACAAGGGAAAUAGAGAUAAGAUGUGUACAAGGUUUAUACCUAUGGCGCAAUAGUUCUUCUGAGGUGAAUGCUGAGCUGUAUAAAGGUUACCGAAAAGGGAACCUGGAAGAGAAGAUAAAUGAGUUUGUUGCAGCAUAUGAUUUCUUGAACUCAGAUGGCAAUAAUUUUAAUGUGAGCGUCUGGUACAAUUCUACCUAUAGUAAUUACUCAGCUGGCAGUCCAAUGUCAUUGCUGCGGAUCCCCCGAUCUGUAAAUCUGGCAUCCAAUGCCUACCUUCAGUUUCUGCGAGGGCCUGGUACAAAAAUGCUAUUAGAGUUUGUCAAAGAAAUGCCAAAACCUGAAACUGAACUCAGGAUUGAUUUGUCAUCUCUUCUUGGAACACUCUUCUUUACUUGGGUUGUUUUACAACUAUUCCCUGUGGUGUUGACUUCACUAGUAUAUGAGAAACAACAGAAACUACGAGUCAUGAUGAAAAUGCACGGGCUUGGUGAUGGACCUUAUUGGAUGAUAACUUAUGCUUAUUUUCUUGUCAUCUCUUUGCUGUACAUGCUAUGUUUUGUGAUAUUUGGCUCACUCAUAGGUACUAAUCUUGUCAUUGAACUCCUCUUUAAUUAUCUAUACUUCAAGUUGCUCUUUAAUUUGUUUGACUUUUUUCCAGGGUUGAAAUUCUUCACACUCAACGAUUAUAGUAUCCAGUUUGUAUUUUACUUCAUCUACAUAAACCUGCAAAUUUCCAUGGCCUUCCUUGUAGCUGCAAUGUUUUCAAAUGUUAAGACUGCUUCAGUAAUUGGAUACAUAGUUGUCUUUGGAACGGGACUUUUAGGUGGCUUUCUCUUCCAGUCCUUCAUUGAAGAUGAGUCAUUCCCAAGAGGCUGGAUUAUCACAAUGGAGUUAUAUCCUGGAUUCUCUUUGUAUCGUGGAUUAUAUGAGUUUGGACAAUAUUCUUUCAGGGGAAAUUAUAUGGGGACAGAUGGGAUGCGGUGGGGGGAUUUGAGUGACAGCACAAAUGGGAUGAGGGAGGUUUUGAUUAUCACUUUUAUAGAGUGGUUGGUGGUGCUUUUUGUUGCUUAUUAUGUAGAUCAGGUUUCAUCUUCAGGUGCUGGGAAGAGUCCUCUAUUUUUCUUGCAAAACUUCCGGAGAAAGCCUCCAUCAUCUUUUCGGAGGCCUAGUUUGCAAAGGCUGGGAUCAAAAGUUUUUGUUCAGAUGGACAAACCUGAUGUUAAUCAGGAGAGGGAGAAGGUGGAGCAGUUGCUACUUGAACCAAGCACUAGUCAUCCCAUCAUUUGUGACAACCUCAAAAAGAUAUAUCCAGCAAGGGAUGGAAAUCCUGAGAAAUUUGCAGUAAGAGGAUUGUCUCUUGCUUUGCCUAGAGGGGAGUGCUUUGGCAUGCUGGGACCCAAUGGCGCUGGCAAGACUUCUUUAAUCAAUAUGAUGAUUGGGCUCACAAAACCAACCUCGGGGACGGCAUAUGUUCAGGGUCUGGAUAUACGGACUUAUAUGGAUACAAUCUAUACAAGCAUGGGUGUUUGCCCGCAGCAUGACCUGCUCUGGGAAACCCUAACAGGGAGGGAGCACUUGCUAUUUUAUGGCAGAUUGAAGAACCUCAGAGGUUCUGCGUUGAAUCAAGCAGUGGAAGAAUCUCUUAAGAGUGUCAACCUAUUUCAUGGAGGGGUUGCUGACAAACAAGCUGGGAAAUAUAGUGGAGGUAUGAAGAGGAGGCUCAGUGUUGCCAUUUCCCUAAUUGGGGAUCCCAAGGUUGUCUAUAUGGAUGAACCCAGUACCGGAUUAGAUCCAGCUUCGAGAAACAGCUUGUGGAGUGUUGUGAAACGUGCAAAAAAAGACAGGGCAAUUAUUCUCACCACGCAUUCAAUGGAAGAGGCAGAGGUGUUAUGUGAUCGAUUAGGGAUUUUUGUAGAUGGCAGCUUGCAGUGCAUAGGAAAUCCUAAAGAGCUAAAGGCUAGAUAUGGAGGAUCUUAUGUAUUUACCAUGACAACAUCCGCGAAUCAUGAGGAAGAAGUCGAGAACAUGGUACGACACCUCUCGCCAAGUGCUAACAAGAUAUACCAAAUAUCGGGAACGCAGAAGUUUGAGCUGCCCAAGCAAGAGGUAAGAAUUGCGGAUGUAUUCCAAGCAGUUGAGAAUGCAAAGAGCAGGUUCACAGUGUUCGCAUGGGGUUUGGCUGACACCACUCUUGAGGAUGUCUUCAUCAAGGUUGCUCGUGGGGCGCAGGCAGUCAAUAUAUUAUCAUGAUUCUCAGAUAUCUUCCUCUUAUAUAUAAAUAAAUAAAUAACUUUUAUGUAUGUAAAUCAGUCAGUUUUGCAUUUUAAUAGCAUUAAUUACUUGUGCAAAUAGUAUGUAGUUCAUAUUGUUUUAUACAGGUAGUUUUAGCAACUAUUUUGUUGCUGCUAUUCAUUUUUCCCUCCCUUUCAUAGUAAUACUAGUGUAUUUCUCACUUA
Molecule: messenger RNA, 3347 nt
Organism: Theobroma cacao (cacao)
Lineage: Eukaryota; Viridiplantae; Streptophyta; Magnoliopsida; Malvales; Malvaceae
Source: RefSeq, a predicted model, not a curated record